CCAACUUUGGAAAAAAACUCUCCAAGUAGCCAGCAGCAGAAGAAUCUGAUUCUUUGAGAAUACGAACGUACCAUUAAUAACACAUUAUCUCUCCUCCCUCAAUCAGCAUUAUUGUUGAGAAUAAAUGCUGAAAAUUCCCGGCACCCAUAAUUCUAUGUGGAUUCUUCUUUAUAUGUUCGAUCCGAUUGAUCAAAAGCAGGAGUUUUGCUUGGGAGUUUUGUGCAGUGCCACCAAAUCCAAGUGAUGUUACUGUUUUUGUUGCCUGUUUUUGUUAUUGGGUUUGGAGUUGGAGCGCUGGCGAUUGUGCUCGCGGAAGCGGCGGGCCUCUAUUUUAUCCUCAAUUGGUUGAAUUGGAAGACCAAAGAAACGGAAGCCCGGAUAGCAUCACGAUCACAAGAGUUUUUUCGGGACCUUGAUCCCAAUCAAUCCCUCAAUUUCACUAACAACAAGAAGGGGGUAGUAUGGAUUCUAGAAUCAGAAAAUAUUCCAAGAAAUUGGCUGGACAAAGCACUAAGGGAGCAAAAGAGAAAGAAGGAUUUAUUGGAGGUUUACCCUGUUAAAAAGCAUGCAAAAAUAAAGGACCAAAAGCUUGUUCUGACCGAAUCAGAUGGUUCCCACUCAGCUAUUGAGCUUAAGGGCUGCAUGAUUGAAGCUGUUUCAGCAACAAGUCUUGUUUCACGAAAAUGGGCCAAAAGGUUUCCCAUAAAAAUAGAAAGCAAUACCUCAGUAAUUUACAAUGGAAAUAAAACUUUUUACAUCUAUCUCGAGACAUCUUGGGAGAAGGAAGCAUGGUGUAAGGCCCUCCGUCUCGCUUCAGGCCACAAUAAGGAGAGAGUUGUGUUGUUCGCUUCGCUGCACGAAGAGUUCCACAGGUACCUGAUGACCUUAAAUGCAGGCUAUCCUUCAUUCAUGAAACCCUCGAUUGGGUUCUCUGCUGAGCCAGCAGAACGAACAAAUAGGCCUGAUGGAACUUCCUCAAAGGUUCGCCUGCUUUUGAAGAAAAUAGUUAAGAAGAGUUCUAGGGUAGGUUUAGAAAAUAGGUCAAGUGGGACUUCAUCAUCAGGUCGUGCAGAGAGAAAGGCAAAUGAGAAAAUUGUUCCAUCUCAGGAGACAAUAUCAGCCUCUGGCUUGGGGAAGAUAUCUAAGAGUGAAGAAAAUAUGGUUCAACCAUCGUCAUCAACAUGUUCUCGUUCUGGAAGCCCAAGUCAUGCCUCUGUCAUGUCUGAUGCAGAUUCUGAUGAUAAGUUUGGUACUGAUGAGGGCACACUCUGUUGGAACUUGUUAAUCUCAAGGCUGUUUUUUGAUGUCAAAAGCAAUACAGAGAUGAAAAGAUCCAUACAAUCACGUAUUCAGAGAACGCUGUCCAGUAUGAGAACCCCCAGUUACAUCGGCGAACUCAUCUGUACUGACAUUGAGCCUGGGAAUCUCCCACCUUACAUUCAUGGUGUGAGGAUUCUUCCAGUGGACAUGAAUGAGGUAUGGGCGUUCGAAGUCGACAUUGAAUAUUCUGGUGGCAUUGUUAUAGACAUUGAAACAAGACUCGAAGUUCGUGAAUUAGAUUCCCAGAAGGGCGUAGUGGAUUUGGAUAUGGAAUCAAGCUCUGUUGGGGAAAUCCCAUCAGAUCUUCUUGAAGGUUUUGAGUACUUUGGAAGGCAGUUCAAUCCUACUGGCGUUGCAGCUGAUCCACUAGAUGGUAAGGAGAAAGUCGAUCCUAAUACUGAUCGGUCAAAAAACUGCAAGAGCACUACAUCAGCAUCAACUUAUGGUUCCAGGUGGAAGUCUAUUCUUAAUUCCAUUGCUAAACAGGUUUCACAGGUGCCUCUCUCUUUGGCCAUAAGGGUAACAUCCCUUCGAGGAAUGCUGCGGUUCCAUAUAAAGCCCCCUCCUUCUGAUCAGCUAUGGUUUGCUUUCACAUCCAUGCCUGUUAUAGAUUUUAACCUUGAGUCUUCUGUUGGGGAACACAGGAUAACUAGUGGACACAUUGCUUUGUUCCUGGUCAACCGGCUUAAGGCAGCUAUCCAGGAAAAUCUGGUGCUUCCAAACUGUGAGAGUGUAUGCAUUCCUUGGAUGAUAGCAGACAAGGAUGACUGGGUAUCAAAGAACAUUGCUCCAUUCAUAUGGCUUCACCAAGAAGUGAUUAGUGAUCCUACCACUGGGCUUGAAGUAACCACCUCCCAACCAACUGAAGGAAAACUGAAGACAGAAGCUAGUAAGGGAACCUCCAGUGACCCAGAGUGCAAGCAUACAAAACUGAAGAAUGCUGAGUCAAUCAACGAAUCUUCCGAUGGAUUGGAAAUUUCAACAAGAGCACGUAGCAGCAGAAAUUUGCAAGAGUUGAGAACUCCUUUGUUAGGGAAUGAUGAACCACAAGAAACUUGCAAGCAAGUUGAGGAAGUACCAAAGCAUCAAUCAUAUUCUAGGUCUGUGACUUUGAUUGACAAACAGAACAGUACCACAGAAGGGGAUGAUUUGAGGCAGAAGAGAAUGGGGAGAAGAGCAAGGAUGCUUGAUUUAGGGAAGAAGGUGGGUGAGAAAUUAGAAGAAAAGAGGCGUCACAUCGAAGAAAAGGGUCGGCAUAUUGUUGAAAAGAUGCGUGGACCAUGAAAUAGCCUGAACAAGAAGAUACACAUCUCAUAAGAUACAAACUGACAAAAAAUUACUGUUUUCAAAUGGAGGAAUGUUGAGGCAUCAGGUAUUUGUUGUGUUGGUGGUAAAUAGGUUUCGAAUUACAUGGAAAUCCAACUGUUAUUCCUGCUUGCAGAAGAAUGUUUCACAUGAAUCAUGCAGAUGAUUCUACUCACA
Molecule: messenger RNA, 2802 nt
Organism: Juglans regia (Persian walnut)
Lineage: Eukaryota; Viridiplantae; Streptophyta; Magnoliopsida; Fagales; Juglandaceae
Exons: 7
Coding region: 244-2604 (786 amino acids)
Cellular component (GO): endoplasmic reticulum
Molecular function (GO): lipid binding
Source: RefSeq, a predicted model, not a curated record